Centropristis striata (black sea bass) is the source of this 1906-nucleotide messenger RNA. RefSeq names its product beta-1,3-glucuronyltransferase 2 (glucuronosyltransferase S) (gene b3gat2). The record is from RefSeq and is a predicted model, not a curated record. Gene Ontology annotation, molecular function: galactosylgalactosylxylosylprotein 3-beta-glucuronosyltransferase activity. The transcript has 4 exons. Gene Ontology annotation, biological process: chondroitin sulfate proteoglycan biosynthetic process; carbohydrate metabolic process. Bases 523 to 1452 code for a protein of 309 amino acids. Lineage: Eukaryota; Metazoa; Chordata; Actinopteri; Perciformes; Serranidae. Gene Ontology annotation, cellular component: Golgi membrane.
CCCAUCUCCCCUCCUCUGCCGUGCACCUGCUCCUCCCCUCCCUGCCUUAUUAUCCUCAGCCUCAGAGCAGCGCUCCGUCCUCGCCAAGUGAUGCUCCUCGGCGGCGCACAUCGGUGGCUUAUCGGCGCCCGCUGCAGGGAGGACCGCUCCGGCUCGCCUUCCUCCUCCUGGAAACCCGCGCUGACGGACGGGCGGAACAUGGGAAUUUAACGGGGGAUUGUGAGAGAGAGAGUUAGCCGGAGGAGGGAAGGACGACGAAGAAGCACUCAAGUCCCAUCCGAAGGAGGAGAGAGGGAGGCGGAGGAGGAGGACGGGGGUACUCCGGGGAAACGGUCCCGCCGGGACGGGGGAACGCAGCGGAACGCAGCGGAAGGUUUUUGCGCUUUUGCACAGUUUGGAAUCGACUCAAUGUGCGUGUUUGUUGUUGAAUCGAACCAGAGGAUUUGGGUUUUUGGAGCUUUUCUGUUUGUGAUGGAGUGAGUAAAAAAAAGAGAGAGGGCGCACGGGAACUUCAGCCUCGCCAUGAAAUCAGUGUUUUUCAGCCGCUUCUUCAUCCUGCUGCCCUGGGUCCUGAUUGUCAUCAUCAUGAUCGAUAUCGACAGUAAAAGGGCGAUCCGGACUCCUGCAGCCGGCCGGACCGGCAGGGCGCAGCGGGCGGCUCGGACCGGCGCACCGGCGGGGGUCGGGGGCGCCCAGAACCAGAACCAGAACCAGUCCGCCCUGCCGGUCAUCUACGCCAUCACUCCGACCUACACCCGGCCGGUGCAGAAGGCGGAGCUGACCCGCCUGGCUCACGCCUUCCGCCAGGUGCCCCGCUUCCACUGGAUCGUGGUGGAGGACGCGACGACGCGCACGGAGCUGGUGUCGCGCUUCUUGGCCCGGUGCGGCGUGCCCUACACGCACCUGCACGUCUUCACUCCCCGCAGGUUCAAGCGCACCGGGAUGCCACGCGCCACCGAGCAGAGGAAUGUGGCUCUCGCGUGGCUCCGGCAGCACCGGAGCAAGCGGGACGCCGGGGUGGUUUUCUUCGCGGAUGACGACAACACGUACAGCCUGGAGCUGUUCGAGGAGAUGCGUAGCACUCGAGGUGUUUCUGUUUGGCCUGUGGGAUUCGUAGGCGGCAGAGCAUAUGAGCGCCCCCUGGUGUCCGGGGGUAAAGUCGUGGGCUGGUACACCGGCUGGAGACCGGACCGACCCUUUGCCACUGACAUGGCAGGUUUUGCGGUGAACCUCCAGGUGAUCCUUGGGAACCCGCGGGCUCAGUUCAAGCGCCGCGGCUCCCAGCCCGGCAUGCAGGAGUCCGACUUCCUCAAGCAGAUCACAAAAGUCACCGAGCUGGAGCCCAAGGCCAACAACUGCACCCGGGUGCUGGUUUGGCAUACUCGCACAGAGAAACCGCACCUUGCAAAUGAGCCCAAACAUCGUAAAGACACUGUGGUUAUUGAGGUGUGAGAGGAAACGCCGAGCAGCGGAUCCAAUAAAAAACAACCAGAAUCUGACUGUGGCUGCCCAUCAUCUCCUGGCCGGGACUAACGACAGCACCCUGCUUCCUCUCCUGGUUUUUUGGGUUUGAUACAAUCUGUUCACCAUGGACACAGACUGAGGAGCUGCAUGAUUUAAGACUUCUGGCUGCCUGUCAAACGUGCUUUGUGAGAACUGGACAACAGUGAAAAAUGGGAUGAUGAUGACUUGGACUGUUCAUUGCCUCCAUCAUCCGCGGCUUGUUAAUGUGAAAAACUAAAAGUAUAAAUGUAAAAAAAAAAAAAAAAGUCAUGUUACUGAACUGAACUGGAAAGUGCCAUGUGAAAAAUUAAUGUCAUUUAAUCAUUAAUACAUCAUCAUUGUCCAAUUAACUGUGAUUCUGUGGUAUAAUUAUCAUAAAAACAAAGAUUCUUGGUCCAGAUUA